AUGGACCGACCGACCUUGGGUUCUUUUCCAGCCAUGGACGAGACGGCGUCGCUCUUCUUCCAGCUUUCUCCCCAGCAAUCCCUCCCGCCUCGGGUUAACGACAUUCCCGCAGCCGCUGAUUGGCUGCGAAGCUUCGCCGGCCACAGCUGGCUGGCUUACGGGGCCGGUGGCUGCGUUGUAAUCACAACCGCUCCGUGGCUCGUGCACGGCAGCGGCGCGCGAGAGGACAGCCUGCCACGUGGCGCUCGUUUCUAUCACCAGGUCCUGGAACUCCCGCCGUCGCUCAAUCCAGAAUCUGCUGACGAGGAUCCCGCGAACCGCUCAUUCCCCGUCUUAACCAACAUCUUGGCUGUCCAGAGAAGAGCAGAAGGGGAAGCUGCAAGGAAAUUACCGGCUGUGGAGGAUAGGGAUCAGGUAGCCGUUGUGACAUGGGCAUCACCAGAUAGUACCUUGGCGGGCGUUCUAGCUGCAGCUAAGGGAACAUGCAUUUACCUCUUCGCUCCAAGCUGCCAAGAUAUCCCGCUCUCAUGGCGGCCCGCUCAGCUGAUCCAGUUCCCUUCCAAGGUCACCUCCCUCGCAUGGACUGGCUCGGCGGACGGUCUUCUGAUCAGCGGCGAAUCAAAUGUCGCCAUGUGGCACCGUUCGAAGAAGAAGCAGCAGAGCACGGCCCUGCUGCAGCCGCUGACGUGUCUGUGGCAGGUGCAAACAAGUGUCGCGCAGGGACUGGCCGCGACCUCGCUGCAUGCAGAUGGAUUCGCUGCUACUGCUGACGUGGCAGGAGAUGGAGGAGAAGGAGGUGGAGGAGGAGGAGCAUUUGGAGGAGUGGGGUCGGCAUGGGGACGCCCGAAGGGCAUGGCGAGGGUGUGGUAUUACUGGGGAGGCAAGUGCUCCUUUGAUGCUGAUGAUGAUGCGGAGGGUGCAAGCAGACAACGAUUAGCCAAUGGGACGAGUCAAGGGGUUGUGCGUGGGGAUGGAGAGGGUAUGAGGGAUACGGAGGCUGAUGUAGGAGGGGAUGAGGAGGGUGCGGAGGAGGACGGGGAGGAGGAUGAGGAGGAAGAUGAGGAGGAUGAUGCUGUGUCUGUUGUUGAUCUGCCACACCCCGCACCUGUGCUGGCAGUUCAGUGGAGACCACAAGAUGCAGCCUCCCAGCUUUUGUCCUCUUCUGGGGUAGGUGCAACUGGUGCCGGUGCAGCUGGAACAGGCGGAUCAGGUUCGGCGCCGUACCACCGUCCGAUCCUGCUGACCUGUGCUGAAGAUGGCACGGUGCGGCUUUGGAUGGAGAUUGACAGUGGCAGCAGUCGAACCAAAGCUGGAGGCUCGGCAGGAGCGGCAGGUUCGGGGAGCCGGGCCGGGAGCAGAUUAAGCUCGCCGAAGCACCCUGGGAGCAGCAGGUACGGGAACCAGAACGAGAAUCCGAACCUGGAGGCUGGGUUCGGCCAGAAGGGAAGGAAGGGGAUUUUGAGGCAAUCAUCUGAAGAGGGGAGAUGGGCGCCCCCGCCUGCUUUCUUUGUCUGUGCUGUUGUUGACGGGAAUAUGACUCUUGGAGGGAGAUUGGGGAUGGAUAUAUCUGUGCUGUGGGCAAAGGAGGUUCGGGUGGGCGAUGGGAGCAAGACUGGAGGUGACGUGGCUCCCUGUGAGUGGCUGGUUGGCGUGGGGCCACGUGGCACUGUGGUUCUCUGGGCGGUGUUUUGCCUAGAUGACACCCCUACCACCCACCUCAUUUCAGCCAUAGUCCAAAGAGUCACCGGCCAGUCGGGGAGCCCUCCAAUGGCUGUCGAAAUUGCAGAGAAGCUGCCCGGAAGCUUCGUGCGCUGGUCCCGCCUGUGGCCGCCCGUGCUAGCAAUUGGAGCCGGGGGGAAGCUGGGGCCCAGGAUUGGUGGCAGCUCCACGGAUGGGCAUGGGGCAACAGGGGGGGUCGGAGGAGGGGUGCAGCAUGGCAGGCAUAGAGGGGCGAUCACAGAGGUAGCCGUUCACCCAGCACCAGGCUUCCCUCUUGCCGCUACCUUAGAUGCUCAUGGUAACACUCUCCUAUGGGGCCCUCGUGCCCCUCCCUGGCUCCCUCUCCUCACGGAAACCCCAGAAGGUGCUUCUAACGAGUGGGUUUUGCUGGGUUCUCUUCCACCGGCUGUUGCAGGCAGUGGUGGAAUCGGAUAUGAGAGGGGUUUUGCACGGUUGGCAUGGGUGCCUGUGCUGCUGCCAGGUGGCGCCAGCAUACUGGCUGUUGCGGGCACGGGGAGUGUAGAGCUGUAUCUAGUGAGGCGCGUGUGUGAGGGGAGGGAGGGAGAGCAUACAGGGGGGAGCGAGCAUCAAGGGGAGCACAGGGAACACAGUGACCAUGGGGUUCAUGGAGGUGGGUAUGUUGGCGAUGGAGAGGAGGAGCGUGCAGAGUGCAAAUGGCUGUGCUCUCUCACUCGCCUGAGCGCAUCCCCGGAAGCACCUGCAGAGGAAGCUGCAGGUGUUGCCACUACAGCUGCCGCUUCAGGUGCUGCUACAGCCAGUCCGUUCCUGGGUGUUGCCUGCCUGCCUCACAUGCCCCACUCUGCUGCCCAUUCUGCAUCCUCAACUCCAACCAAUUCAGCAGCUGCUGGUCUGGCCAGGCCAGGCAGAGGAGAGAGGAGGGGGAUUCGAGUGGUGGGUGUGCGGCAGGGCGGGCUAUGUGUGUGCGUGUGGACUGUGGAGAUAUGCAUUCAGAGGGGUGAGACAAGGGUGGUCGUGCACACACAGACGGAGUCGGCGGGAUGUAGGGCUAUCACUGACGAGGGGAAAGCAGGGGAAGGCGAGGAAGGAGCGGAAGGAGUGGAGGGAGCAGCAUGGGAAGAGAAUGCCGUUGGCUGGCUGGUGGGUGUGGUGGGUGUUGAUGGUACUUUGCAUAAGGGAGGAGGGAAACAUGCCGCUGCUGAUGGUACUGGGACUGCUGGCAGUGCUGGUGCAUCUGGUUCUUCUGAAUUGCAGGCCUUGCAAGAGAUGUUGAGUCGAAGGGGCUGGCUGGAGGAUGCUGGCGGUUUGCUUUCAGGGGCAGGAGCUGCUUCUGCUGCUUCCGGGCAGUUUGAAUCUGGGCAGUUUGAGUCUGGACAAUUUGGAUCCGGGCAGUUUGGUUCUGGGCAGUUGUCUGCCCGUUUUGAGCUGCCCAAGGGGAAGCACGCAGAGGAGAAGGAGGGUUUGCCUUAUGAGUUUGCUGUUGGGUGCAGCGAUGGGUGCAUGCGAUUUUGGAAGGAGACGGGAAUUGAGGCCGCAACCUUGCGGUUGUGGCUUCCCGAAGCGGCAGGUCCGGGGCUGGCGCGCAGGCUCGGCCCGUGGCUCGGCCCUGCAAAGCAUGACGCUGGCAGCAGUGGGGGACGGUUCACAACAGGAGAGGCAGGAGGAGUAGCAGGAAGUGAGAUAACUCCAGAAGGAGGCUUGGGUGCUGGUUCGGAGGAUGUGAAAGUAUCCGCGCUGGUUCGGGCGCUGGACGGCAGCGGGCGGCUGCUGCUGUCCGAUGCGGUGGCAGCAGUGGCAUCAGUUGUCCCUGACUACCACCCAACGGCUAUCUGGACUCUACUCAAUCAGGGCCUAGUGCCUUCUGCACGGGCAUGCAUCCGCCACCUCUCCCGCUCCCUCGCUGCAGCGCAAGCCAAGGCUCACAGUCAACAGCAGAUCAAGGGUUUCUACUCUCAGACCUGCACUGGUUCUUGCAUCUCUCCAUGUGUCCCCUAUUCGCAGCUCUGCCUCCCUGAAGCCUCCUCCUCUGCCUCCGGUGCUCUUGCCUCGACUGCUGCUGGUGGUGGGUCUGCGGCUUCUGCUGUCUCAUCCGGACGUUUGUCGGGGGGGUUAGGAGGAGAUUUUGGUGGGUUUGGAGGGGGUUUCAGUGGGUUCAGCAGCGCAGGAGAAAGCAGCAUGGGAAGCAGGUCUGGUGGGGGGUUUGGGGGCGCUGGAGGGGGGACUAGUGCUAGGGCGAGUAGUGGUGGUGGUGGUGGUGGAGGUGGCUCCAAGCAAGCGUAUAAUCCAUUCAGUCUCGUGAACUUGAGAAGUGCUUUGGACGACAGUGAUGGGGAGGAGGAGGAGGAAGGGGUGGGAGUGGGUGGGAAGAGAGGGGCAGCAGCGGCUGGAGCAGGAGAGAGCGGCAAGGGUGCUGAUAGCGGUGGUGGUGGAGGAGGGUUGGGAGUGAAGGGUGGAGGGGGAGGGGUUGUUCCUCCUGCAGUGUUGCGGUGGCAGCAGCUGCAGCAGCGGGUGCUGGUGGGGGGGCAAGCGCCCUUCACAGAGGCCGAGGCAACAGCCAUCUUCCAGGUGCUAUCUGAGGCAGGUGGGACCUGCAGCAUCAGCACCACCUCUGGUGGUGGUGGUGGUACACGGGUGGCUGAUGUUCGGUACACCUGUGGGUUGACAGCAGCGGAGGCGGACAUGGUGGUGGUGUUAUUAGACGUGCUUGCAGCCAUGGAUGGGGUGGGCGUGAAGGAGGAGGAGGCGCUGCAGCAGCAGCCCGAGGGGGGUCUACCAUUGGCACCAUCGUCAGCAGCAGCAGCAGCAGCAGCACCAUCAGCAGCAGCAGCAGCAGCGUCGGUCGCGCGAGCAGUCACAGCUUUGGAUGAACCAGGAAAAAGUGCGGUGGAGUGUGGUGGUUUUCUAACGCCGCUGGUUCUGCACCCUUGCCACCCGCUCCAUCUCUUUCCCUCUCUUACCGCACCACCCCUUUCCCACCCCUCCCACCGUCAGAUGGAGCGAGUGGCGCGGGCGCAGUACCAGCAGAGGCGGGAUCCCAAGGACUGUGCGCUGCUCUACAUGGUGCUGGACCGCCGCUCCGUGCUGCACGGGCUGCUCAAGCUGAGCCGUGACGACAGGGACAAGAAGCUGGUGGACUUCCUGGGGAGGGAUUUCACGGAGGAGAGGCACAGGGCGGCAGCGUUGAAAAAUGCGUACGUGCUCCUUUCGCAGCACCGCUUUGACCUCGCAGCCACCUUCUUCCUCCUGGGCGACGAUAUCCCCUCUGCUGCCUCCGUGUGCGCGCGCAACCUCAACGACCCCCAGCUGGCGCUCGUGCUGUGCCGGCUGAGAGAGGACAAGGCGGGGGCAGCGGCAUAUUCAAAGGAUGUGAUUCAGCGCCUGCUGCUGCCAGAUGCUGUAUCGAAAGGGGACACCUGGAUGGUCUGCACGCUCAAGUGGCUUAUGGGUCAAAAGCUUGAAGCCCUACAAGACCUUGUCCUGUCCUCCCACGAGAACACCAACACUCCCUCCCUCACUCGCUCCUCCUCCUCCUCCACCGCCAACACUGCCAGCUCAGCACUCGCCCCGUCCCACCCUGCCACAUCAGCAGCCGAGCCAGCUGGCGCUGAGGUGGCGGCGUUCUGUGCCACAGUGGCACGGAAGCCCGGGUUAGGGGAGGAGACAGAGGCAGUGCAGAGACUGGCGGCAGUGGCAGCAGUGGAGGCAGUGAGUGGGAGCGACCACAUGGGUCUUGUGCUGCAGUCGGUGCUCGAAAUCACCAAGCAGAGGGGUUCGGGCUCGGUUCAGAGUGGUGCCAGUCAGGCGCAGAGCGGUGCCAGUCAGGCGCAGAGCGGUGCUGGUGGGCUCAGUGGUGGGGCGCUGGAUUUUCAAGGCAUGAGAGUAGGGUCGGAUAGCAAUGGUGCUGUAGGUUCGGUUGAAGGGAGGGGCGCUGGUUUGAGUGAGCCCAUAGGGACAAUGGUGGGGAAGGCAGUAGGAUCUGUGCCAGCGGUGGUGGGGGAGGGAUGGGUGGUGCCUGCAGUGGUGGCAGCAGUGCAAGCUGCCAAGCUGCGCCAGCUGCUCAAGCAGAGAGCUGCUGCCUGCCUUGCCGCUGCUAGUAUGGCGGAUGGAGUGGUUAAGAGUGGUGAGGGAGAAGGGAGAGUGGGGGGAAGGAGAGGAGGAGGAGGGAGAGGAGGAGAGAGCAGGGGGGUGUGUGAGGUGGUGGAGGAGGUGGAGGCAUGGGCCAAGCACUGUGCGAGCGAUCACACUGCUGCCCUCGCUGCUGUGAGUCUCUUUCUCCCUCGCUGCUGUGAGUCUCUUUCUCCCUCGCUGCUGUGA
Molecule: messenger RNA, 6012 nt
Organism: Closterium sp. Yama58-4
Lineage: Eukaryota; Viridiplantae; Streptophyta; Zygnematophyceae; Desmidiales; Closteriaceae
Source: the annotation of a GenBank genome assembly